CUUUGUGUACCCGUUGUUCAAGAAGAGCACGAAGAAAACCUUGGAAGAAGAUGACGUUUACGAAGUUGUGAAUAGCCUGAGUUCUGAAAACCUAGGAACCAAAUUAGAACGUCGAUGGAAGCAGCAAUCGAAGAAAAAGGGCCGUUCCCUAGCUCUGGCAAUAUUAUCUUCCUUUGGGCUGAGUUAUAUCAUAUUGGGGAUCAUUCAGUUUGUGGUGAGAACUUCACUGAUAUUUAUCCAACCCACAGCAAUAAGUAUGCUGGUAGCAUAUUUUCAACCCAAUCAACAAACGAUUUCCAAAAGCGACCUUUAUCAAAAUACUGCCUUAGUAAUUGGUCUGAAUUUUCUUACCACUAUUUACAAUCACAACUAUGAGCAAUUCAUCAACGAAAUUGGGAUUAAAGUGAGAACAGCAGUUGCAGCCCUAAUUUAUAGAAAGGCACUGAGGUUGAAACCAGAAUCGUUUUCUGAUAUGACUACUGGUAAAAUAG
Messenger RNA from Leptinotarsa decemlineata (Colorado potato beetle), 491 nucleotides. Its product is annotated as probable multidrug resistance-associated protein lethal(2)03659. The record is from RefSeq and is a predicted model, not a curated record. Gene Ontology annotation, biological process: transmembrane transport. Gene Ontology annotation, cellular component: membrane. Lineage: Eukaryota; Metazoa; Arthropoda; Insecta; Coleoptera; Chrysomelidae. Gene Ontology annotation, molecular function: ABC-type transporter activity; ATP hydrolysis activity; ATP binding.